Molecule: messenger RNA, 1950 nt
Organism: Cornus florida
Lineage: Eukaryota; Viridiplantae; Streptophyta; Magnoliopsida; Cornales; Cornaceae
Exons: 2
Coding region: 166-1449 (427 amino acids)
Source: RefSeq, a predicted model, not a curated record
AAAACUACAGACCUUGGAACUGCAGCAUAUAUUCCAGUCUCCUCUCUGGUCAAUUUUUCUCUCUCCUCUCUCUCUCUCUGAAUGUAUUCAUAUAUACACCUGUAGAUAGGCAGAGUUCAUGGUUAUUCUUCAUGUUUCUUGAAGUUUCCUUUGUUUAAAUCUUCAAUGGAGAAGGGAAAAAAACAUCCAACGCUGCCUCCGAACUACGUGACUCUCGCACAGCUCCAAGAGCGGUGGCUCAAUGAACAGCAACGAAAGCAGAGAGAGAAACAAGAAGAAGAACGAGAAUGGAAACGAAAUCAGGGAGAGAAAAAAGAAGAACAAGAACGAAAGCGUAGAGAGAAAGAGAAUCAGAGACGGAACGAGAAUGGAGGGAAAAGGAGGACCAACUCUGUAUCAGUCGGUAGUCAAUGGCAAUUUCAGAGAAACUUCCGGAGUCAGGCGGAGAAAAGUCGCCGGAGGGUGGAAGUGACGGAGACAAGGAUGGAGGAAUCGAAAAUUGGAGGGGUUAACUGUCAGGAGCAAAAUGGUGGUAAAUCUAUGAUGAAGAAAAAGAACAACGUGACGAUGUGGGAGAGGAAAAGGAGCUCUAGGGCACAGGAAGACCUAGCACCAAGUACAGCACAGUUGCCGCCGGAAAACGAGGCGGAGGAAUCGGAAAUUGGAGGGGUUAACUGUCAGGAGCAAAAUGGUGGUAAAUCUAUGAAGAAGAAAAAGAACAAGAAGAAGUAUAAGAUGAAAAGGAGGUCUAGGGCACAGGAACACCUAGCACCAAGUACAGCACAGUUGCCGCCGGAAAACGAGGCGGAGGAGAAAGUUUCGGUGGUUGUGACUGAAACAAACGGUGAGGAGGAGAAGACUGGGAGUGAAAUCCGGCCAAAUGGCAAAAACUUGCCGGUGUAUCGUAAGGUUUCGGAGAACGAGCCGGAGGAGGAAAUUCCGGUGGUUGUGACUGAAAUAAACGGUGAGAAGGAGAAGCGUGGUUGUGAAUUCCGGCCUAAUGUGCCGGUGUAUGAUGUCAAGGUUUCGGAGAAGGAAACAGAGGAGGAAAUUCCGGUGGUUCUGGCGGAAAGGAACGGUGAGAAGGAGGGGGUUAGAAGUAAUUUUAGGUCAAAUAGAAAGGGUUUGCGAGUGUAUGGUAAGGUUUGGGAGCAGAAAGGUUUAUUGGAUGGGUCAGCGGAGAUCAGAUCGAAUUUUAACAAUCUGUCACUGAAUGGUGGGAAAGAAAGCAACCAGAGAUUGACGGCGGAGAUGAAUGGUGGUCACAGGAAUUACAAUAGGGGUUUUGAAGGGUUCAACCGCUGGAAUACUGGGAAGCCCAUAGAUGCUAGCUUGGUAUGGGUGAGAAAAGGAGAGACAUCUGAUGCUGAUGCUGAUGCUGAUGCUGCCAAAACUCAGAGUUCAGGUUCACUUGUAAAGGGUUGGAAGGGCAAGAACCCGAUACGGUAGAGGCAAAAGGAAAGCAAUUGUAGAGAAUGACAGAAGCAUUUCUUAUCAGUUACUCUCUGCUGUGCGUUUCAUUAUGUAUUCGUUGAUGUCAUCGUGAUGGAAGCGAAGACUUGGAAUAUUGAUAUCACUGAUAUUGAGAGAUGUUUGGUUUGUCAUAUGUUAUGCUUUGUUGUGUUGCCGAUGGCGUCGGUCCUGUUGGAAAUUUCAUAGAAUCAUAACAGAUGUGUGCAGUCUCUCUUUUGUGGUUUAUUUAGAUUUGAGCCGCUGAUAAUGCCGUAUUCCUGAAAUUUUUGCUUGGUAUUUCUUGCAUUCAUCAACUGACGUCGCAGGUAUUGGCUGCUAAUGGCAUUGCCGAUAAGGUGUCCUCUGUUUGAAACAGCCCUCCCUUUCACUCUCGGCUAAACUUACUAUCUCUGUUGUGACACUCUAUUAGGGAUUGUUUUAUGCUUGGGGUUUGUUUUUUCGUACCUAUCAAAUAUAGUCUUAAUAUUUUUCAGUUAU